This is a messenger RNA of Cololabis saira (Pacific saury), 730 nucleotides long. RefSeq lists its product as uncharacterized. The transcript has 5 exons. NCBI's taxonomy places the organism in Eukaryota, Metazoa, Chordata, Actinopteri, Beloniformes, Belonidae. Bases 95 to 730 code for a protein of 211 amino acids. The record is from RefSeq and is a predicted model, not a curated record.
UCCGUCGAAAACGAAGCGACUCCGGUUCCCUUUUUUCUUUUAGAGCCAGUUUUUUUUUUAUUUUUAGUAAUUCCCCCCCCAGUAUUACAAAACUAUGAAUAAUUGUAUCUUUUUCAUCGUCAUAUUCGCGUUUUCAUGUACAACGUCUGCUGUCUAUGGUAAAGCAGAUCCCUACAGGGGACUGGGCUCCUCAUUUGACCUCUGUUCAGACUACGUGGCUCCUCCACUCACCAGCAUAACUUGGAAACAUGGAAAGGACAUCGCUGUAGACUGGUUUAAAGGAACAAAUGUCACAAGUUAUCGUAUUUUUGAAGGUUACUCUUCCUUGAAUACAACAUCUGGAUGUCUGACGCUCCUAAACGUGACGCUCAAACACAGCGGCCACUACACGCCAGAGAUCAACGACAAAGUCAAAGACCCCAUUGAAAUCAAGAUCAUCUCUCCAGUCCCCAAACCCACUGUUUCCUCAGCCUGCAACGAUGAAAACACCCACUGUAAUCUGACCUGUGAAGGCAUCACCACUGACGACCAUGGACCAGUUGAGUUUAGCUGGAUACUUGGUGACAUGUAUCUUUCUGGAACCAAGACGUUACAAAUAACACAGGAGAACCAUGAAAAUCGCAUCGGCUGUGUCCUGGAGAACCCUGUCAGCCGCAAGGAGAGUGAACACAUAAGCAACCCUUUAACUGGUGAGUUUUCACACAUCACUGUUUAUCGGCUCACGUCUUAA